Plasmodium gaboni is the source of this 3153-nucleotide messenger RNA. RefSeq names its product putative vacuolar proton translocating ATPase subunit A. The transcript has a single exon. Gene Ontology annotation, biological process: vacuolar acidification; proton transmembrane transport. The record is from RefSeq and is a predicted model, not a curated record. The coding region runs from base 1 to 3153 and encodes 1050 amino acids. Gene Ontology annotation, molecular function: proton-transporting ATPase activity, rotational mechanism; ATPase binding. Gene Ontology annotation, cellular component: proton-transporting V-type ATPase, V0 domain; vacuolar proton-transporting V-type ATPase complex. NCBI's taxonomy places the organism in Eukaryota, Apicomplexa, Aconoidasida, Haemosporida, Plasmodiidae.
AUGGGCAUAUUUAGAUCAGAGAUUAUGAAACACGGGACUUUAGUUCUGCCUUCUGAUAGGGCAAGAGAAUAUUUAGAUUGCCUAGGUAAAGAAGUAGAUAUACAAUUUAUAGAUAUGAAUGAGAAGACGAUGAAAAGACAAUAUAAGAAAUAUAUUCAACGUAUUGAUGACAUGGAAAGGAUUUUACGUUUUUUAGAAGAGAAUAUUAAUAAAUUACCUAAUAUAAAAAUAAAGAAGAGUAAAAUUGAUAGUUUUUUAGAACAUGAUAAUAUAUAUGAACUUGAUCAAGUUGAAGAAUCUUUAAAUCGAUUACAUGUUCAAUUUGUUCGUUUCUGUAAUAAUAAUAAAGAUCUUAUAGAUGAAAGAAAUAAUGCUAUAGAAGAGAAGCAUGUGAUUUUAACAGCUCUGAAUCAAUUAAGUCCUGGAGUGAUUAGAGGAGUUGUUGGUAUGAGAAGAGGAUCUGUAAUGGGUGUAGAUCAGCAUCAAAAUAGUAAUAAGAAUAUGAAUAAUAAUAUUGUAAGUCCUUUUGAUGAGGGUAUUGAAGAUAAUAAUAUAUCUUUAUCAACACAUAUUAUGAAGGAUGGUAUUAAUAUGAUGUUUACAAAUAUAUCAGGUGUUAUAAAAACAAAAGACCAAGAAAGUUUUAGUCGUACAAUAUUUAGAGCCUUUAGAGGUAAUACAUAUACAUAUUUUCAAAACAUAGAUGAAGAUGCCGAUGAUAAUGAGUUAUUAAAAAAUGUGGAAGAAUUAGAUUCGUUGAGAUCAGUUGGAGGUACUAAUAAUAUAUAUAAUAAUAAUAAUAAUAAUAAUUAUGAUAGUUUUUCAGAUAAGAGAGAUAACAAAGAUGAUAAGAAAAAAAAGAAAGAUUUAAAAAGUGUAUUUGUAGUAUAUUGUCAAGGUUCGUCACAAAGCAAUAUAUAUGAUAAGAUAAUGAAAAUUUGUAAGGCUUAUGAUGUGAAGACGUAUGACUGGCCAAGAACUUAUGAACAUGCAAAGAAGAGAUUAAAAGAAUUAAGAGAGAUUAUUAAUGAUAAGGAGAAAGCUUUAAAAGCAUAUGAAGAAUAUUUUAUAAAUGAAAUAUUUGUAUUAAUAAAUGUAGUAGAACCUAAUAAAAAUAGUUUAAUAGAAGAAUGGAAAUUAUUUUGUAAAAAAGAAAGACAUAUAUAUAAUAAUUUAAAUUAUUUUGAAGGUAGUGAUAUAACAUUACGUUGUGAUUGUUGGUAUAGUGCAAAUGAUGAAGAAAAAAUAAGACAUAUUUUAAUAAAUAAAAGUUCAAAUGAUUUAGUAUCAGCAUUAUUAUUAUCAGAUAAAGUAUUAAGACCUAAUGUAUCUCCUCCAACAUAUAUAAAAACAAAUGAAUUUACAAAGUCAUAUCAAUCAAUGGUAGAUACAUAUGGUGUACCAAGAUAUGGUGAGAUUAAUCCUGCUAUAUCAACUAUUAUAACGUUUCCAUUUUUAUUUGGAAUAAUGUAUGGAGAUGUUGGCCAUGGAUUAUGUAUUUUUUUAUUUGCUUUAUUUUUAAUAUUAAUGAAUAAUAAAGUUAAAAAUAAAAAAAAUAAUAAUGAGAUGGUUACUAUGUUAUUUGAUGGUCGAUAUAUGUUAUUAUUAAUGGGUUUCUUUGCAGUAUAUGCUGGAUUUUUAUAUAAUGAUUUUUUUUCUAUGCCUUUAAAUUUAUUUUCUUCUAUGUUUAUGUUAGAUAAACAAGUAGAUAAUAUGGAAUAUUAUAAAAGAAGAGAGAUAACCGAUUCAGCAACAGGUGAGGUUCAAUAUGCAUAUCCUUAUAUUUUUGGUUUUGAUUGUAAAUGGUUAGGAGCAGAAAAUGAAUUAACAUAUAUUAAUUCUUUUAAGAUGAAAUUUUCAAUCAUAAUUGGUUUCAUACAUAUGACUUUUGGUGUACUUAUGAAAGGAUUUAAUGCUUUACAUUUUAAAAGAAAAAUGGAUUUCUUUUUUGAAUUCUUACCACAAUUAAUUAUGAUGUUAUCUAUGAUUGGAUAUUUAGUUUUCUUGAUUAUAUAUAAAUGGGUUACACCAGUUGGAUAUGGAGGAUUUCAAAAACAAGGGAUCAUUAAUACUAUUAUAAAUAUGUAUUUAAUGAAAGAAAUAAAUAAUACGAAUCAAUUUUAUCCUUAUCAAAAUAUAAUACAGAUACUCUUAUUAUCUUUGUUUGUUUUAUGUAUCCCUUUUAUGUUUAUAUGUAAGCCAGCUAUUCGAACAUAUCACAUAAUGAAAGAAAAGCAAAAAAUUAAUGAGCAUAAUAUGAGGAAAAAGAAAAGGAGAGGAAAAAGAAAUAACAACAAUGAUAAUGGUAAUAAUAAUAGUAAUAGUAAAUUCCUUUUAGAAAAUAAAAAUUAUUCCGAGCCAGGAGCCAAAGAAAUGAUCAAUGCCGUUCAUCAUAAUACAAAAUCAGGUGGUAUGUUAUUAUCAACAAAUAAUAAAAAAAAAAUUGUAACAACAGAUGGUAGUAAUAAUAAUAUGUUUGGUGAUACAAAGAAUAAUUUAUUAUCAAUGCAUAAAAGAAAUACAAUGAAUAAUAAAAUAUCCUCUUCACAAUAUGAUAAUGAACAACAAGGUGAUGAAUAUGAUGAUGAAUAUGAUGAUUAUGAUGAUGGUGAUGAUGAUGAUAAUUAUGAUGAAAAAGAAUAUUUAAAUAAAAAGAAAAAAAAAAGAACAGAUGAUGAUAUAGAAGCUCAUUUAUUAAGUUCUACAUAUGAAGAAAAAGGAUUACAAGGAGGUUCGGCAGUAAACAUGAGAGGAGAAGAGAAUCAUCAUGAAGAAAACAUUUCAGAAAUAUGGAUUGAGCAGUUAAUAGAAACAAUUGAAUUUAUAUUAGGAUUAAUUAGUAACACAGCUUCUUAUUUAAGAUUAUGGGCAUUAUCAUUAGCUCAUCAACAAUUAUCAUUUGUUUUUUUUGAGCAAACCAUUCUUAAUUCUUUAAAGAGAGAUAGUUUUGUAUCUGUAUUAAUUAACUUAAUAUUAUUUUCUCAAUUAUUUUCAAUACUAACUAUAGCUGUUAUAUUAUGUAUGGACACACUGGAAUGUUUCUUACAUUCAUUAAGAUUGCAAUGGGUUGAAUUUCAAAAUAAAUUUUACAAGGGAGAUGGUAUCCCCUUCAAGCCUUUCAAUAUAAAGAAGUUGUUGAAUGAAAAUGAGUAA